AGUGAGACCCAGUCAGCCAGUUUCCCACAUAAGCUGGUCGGCGCAAGUCCGCUCCGCAUCCCCACCAACUCGGGCACCAUGAAUACCUGGCUCAUGUUUGGUCUCUGUUUCUUGGUGUUUACACUUCACUCCUUGUCUGGAGCGGAUGGAUCCAAGAAGUACAUUCCUCCGGUUGUUUUAAUACCGGGGUGUGGAGGGUCCCAGAUGGAGGCGAGGUUUGACAGCGACGAGGAGUUGAUCACCGCCUGUCGAACUGAGAUUGGUGAAUGGUUCUUAAUGUGGUUUAACAUUGAGAAUAUUAUUCCUUACUACAUCGAUUGCGUCAUUGACGGCAUGAAAUUACAAUAUGACAAUGUGACGCGCACUACCAGAAAUGCCCCAGGCGUGGAGACCAGAAUCCCUGGUUUUGGAAACACAUCAACAGUGGAGUGGCUAAGCAAAGACCAUCCUUACGUCCUGAGUUACUUCCACGAUAUAGUCAGCAGUCUCAUUCCCCUUGGCUACGAGCGGGGUGUUUCCGUCAGGGGAGCUCCUUAUGAUUUCCGCAAGGCCCCAAACGAGAUGGGUGAGUAUUUCUGGGACCUGGAGCAACUGAUCGAGACGACAUACGCGAGCACGGAGCAGAAGGUGGUGCUGGUGGCCCACAGCAUGGGGGCGCCCUUGAUCCACUACUUCCUCAACCACAAGUCUCAACACUGGAAGGACAAGCACAUUGAAGCGCUGGUCACCCUCGCUGGUACUUGGGGGGGCUCUGUCAAGGCCGUGAAUGUAUAUGCUACAGGAGACAACUUGGGAAUACCUUUCCUAAGCUCCAAGACAGCUAGGAGAGAACAGGUGACCUUAGCAAGCUUGGCGUUCCUCCUGCCCUCACCUGAGCUCUGGGGCCCUGACGAGGUCCUCAUCCAGACUCCUGACGAUAAUUUCACAACCUCAAACUUCAAGGAGAUGUUUGAGGCAAUGGAAUUACCAGAUGCGUAUGAAAUGUACCUGGACACGAAGGGGUUGCUGCACAACGCGCCUGCUCCAGGAGUGGAGAUUCAUUGCAUACACGGUGAAGGAAUCCCUACAGUGGAAAAGAUGGUUUACCACGCCGAUAGAUUCCCGGAUUAUCCCCACAUCGUCUUUGGUGACGGGGACGGCACUGUCAACGCUCGCAGUAUGCGCCACUGUCUUAAAUGGGUGAAUGAGCAGGAGCAGAAAAUUUAUCACGUGCCGAUGCCUAACAUAGACCACAUGGAUAUCAUCAAGGUAGAACCCAGUCUCGGUUACCUCGUCAAUUUACUCAGCACCAUCACAAGAAGAAAUGAGCAACGAGCUGGCGAGAAAAUGGAGAAUUUUAUCCAAAGUGAGAAGAGAAAGGAGAGAGAAUUCUUAAUGAAAUAUCCAGGUUUAGGAGAGGCUACCCAAGCCGCGCGUGAACCAGUGGUAGACCAAACACACUGGGAUAACACCUCUUUAGAAAGCGGGGAUAUUAAUCAGAUAAGAGUACAACUCGACGAAACUCCCUCAGUGGUGACUGGAUUUUAAAUAUGGAAGAAGCAGUAUAAAGACUGCCGUCUCCCACUGCAAGAGUCAACAUUACAUACCUGUAAUUAUUAUAGAUUAUCACGUUUCACGGUAUCUUACUUUUAAGCGUUUUAUUAUAGGUUCUAAUGUAUUUCCAUGUGUAUUUCAUGUAUUAUUUCAAUUUUAUAUAUAAAUGACUGUGUACGACAGUAUAGGGUUUUUCAUUUUACGUAGACAGAACUAAUUAAUGCUUUCUUGGAAUGAUAUAUAUUAAGAGUAUUGACUGAGGGAAAUAAUAUUUAAAAAAUAUUCGACGCUUUUUACAUGUGUCAUCGCUCGCGAGUUUCUUUUUCUUGAAUAUUAUGAACGUUUUACUCUUCUCAAGGCACAAAUCACUGUUAAUAAUAGCUCUCCUAGUAAUAGCAGGUCAGUAUAGGCCAAUUGAAACAUAUGUCUCUUCCCAUUGGCCACUGUUAAUUACUCCCACUCAAUAUUGCUGGGUCAGUUGGCCAACUAGAAUGUAUGUGCCUUGUCAUUUUUACUGUUAACCCUUGGACUGCGCAAAUCUAAACAACUUUAAACAAUUAGAAUUGGUAUUCCUAUUUUUUCUAAAUGUAAGUUAAAAUUAGCUAACCAUUUUAUUUUGUAAUGCAUACAUUUCCUUGGAUGUGUAGAAUUUCAUUAAAUGAGAACAUUGUUAGCUGUUUUCAAAUCUUUAAACAGC
Molecule: messenger RNA, 2230 nt
Organism: Procambarus clarkii (red swamp crayfish)
Lineage: Eukaryota; Metazoa; Arthropoda; Malacostraca; Decapoda; Cambaridae
Source: RefSeq, a predicted model, not a curated record